Molecule: messenger RNA, 984 nt
Organism: Prionailurus viverrinus (fishing cat)
Lineage: Eukaryota; Metazoa; Chordata; Mammalia; Carnivora; Felidae
Exons: 5
Coding region: 1-786 (261 amino acids)
Source: RefSeq, a predicted model, not a curated record
AUGGUUCCCGAGAGUUCUGCAUUGUCUAACCGCAGAAAGAAUGGAAAAGGCGUCCUCUCGCCAGCAACAGGUAGGGAAAUGAGAAGCACUUUACUCCCAUCAUUCCCUGAACAGGCACUCAGCCUCAGCUCAUGGGAACCAGGAGAGCGAAAUCGACUGCACACACCCAACCCCGCGGGCCGACCAUUCAACUACGGCAAUCUCCCGCUCGCAGCAGCCGCAGAGGCCAGCCGACGAGGAAGCGCUGAGAAAGCAGCCAGCGCCAGGCCGGCCUGUAUCCGCCCAGCCCAGCCAGCCCCCUCCCUAACGCCGUCACACGCCCCCGAAUCCACCGGGGCAACGACUCACCCAGCCCCUCAAGGCAGGGGAAGCCCAGGGCGACGGGGGGCGGCGCCACCCCAGAAAGCGAGGCAAUCGCGGCAGCUAAGGCAGGUCUCCAGCUCCUGGACCCUCCUCCUUCAGCCAGCGGCUGCGAACACCAGAGCUCCUCCGGCGUCGGUACUGUCCGCUGCUCUCUUCCCCAGCUCCUGUGAAACUUUACCGGGUACCUCAGAGAAAAGCAGCAGCCACCGCUGUCCAGUUCAGAGACAGCCGUCAGCGACCCGGAUGGAGCGGGCGGGGAAGGACAGGAGGAACAGUGAGAGAUGGAGGCACAGAGAGCCUCUUAAAACGCUUGUCGGGGAGGUGCCACGUACCACUUCUGCACCAACAUUUGCAAGAACUACACACCUAGAUGCAAGGAGACUGGGAAACAAUACCUGUCCAAGUUCCCAGGAAUUCAGCUGACAUUCAAAUAGGCAUAAGCCUGAAAAAAUCACAUGUAAUGUGGUCCUUGACCAGUAUGUGGGGAUGUGUCCAUGCCUUUGAAAUUACAGUGUAAGUGCUCCAGUUACCACACUUUCUAAACAGAGAAAGUGCUCAAAACACCCUGGGGUUUUAUUUUAUGUGUCUGUGACAGCAAAGAAUAAAAACUGUUAAACAAAA